AUGUCUCCCGUAUCUCCUAUGGAGUCUGGAAGCCAGGCACCAUGGGCAUCAACAUCAACCUUUGGAGGCGCAGCAGCAAUGGGAGCCGGUGCCAGCGCCGUCGCUGCACGGCACUCUCUAUCUAGCUCUACCCCAGCACCCAGAUACUCCGACGAGAAGCCAGCACAACAACACCAAUACAUUGAUUCCAAGAUACCAGAAAGCAACGAGAUGCCGACAAACGCGAACAUCUGGGAAAUCGACGGCAGAGAGAUGCCACCGCCCAGCGAGUUGGAUGCGGACCGGUUGGUCAGGCUCUUUGAGCAGGUCGAUUAG
This is a messenger RNA of Alternaria conjuncta, 315 nucleotides long. RefSeq lists its product as uncharacterized. NCBI's taxonomy places the organism in Eukaryota, Fungi, Ascomycota, Dothideomycetes, Pleosporales, Pleosporaceae. Bases 1 to 315 code for a protein of 104 amino acids. The record is from RefSeq and is a predicted model, not a curated record. The transcript is spliced from 2 exons.